Molecule: messenger RNA, 1151 nt
Organism: Petromyzon marinus (sea lamprey)
Lineage: Eukaryota; Metazoa; Chordata; Hyperoartia; Petromyzontiformes; Petromyzontidae
Product: RNA-binding protein 24-like
Cellular component (GO): nucleus
Molecular function (GO): mRNA 3'-UTR binding
Source: RefSeq, a predicted model, not a curated record
GUUGUCAUGGGCGUUCGCGGAGUGGCACGCGAGACGCCGGCGUGCGUGAACCCGUGAGCUCCGCGACUUCGGCCACCCCCCCCCCCCGCUCAGCGCGAGCAGUUUGCUUACCCGGUGCGGUCGCCUGGUUACAAAAUUGCACCAUCCGAGUAACAAGCAACAGCAGACCCCUCUUCCCAGACUAAGAAAUUGUGCUUCCCCCCCCACACCUCUUACCGACAGGCCGUACAGGUUGCGCGCUGUGCCGCCGGUGUGAUGCAUGGUACCAGGGGGAUUCUCAGUGACUGAGUUCAUAGUCGUUGAAGUGGCGUGGUUUCGUGGGGAUGCGCGUCGGGGCAUCAUAGGUGCAAGAGGGCUGUGCGUGCAGGUGUUGGUGUGGGGAGUAGCGGCCGCUAGUGGCUGGCCAGGUGGACCACCUCUCCCCCACCUCCCGGGUAGGAGGGGAAGAGCAGGAGAAGAAAGAGGAGGAGGAGGUGGUGGUGGUGAGGGUCUCCGCCAUGCAGCCAGACACCACGUACACCAAGAUCUUCGUCGGGGGCCUGCCCUACCACACCACGGACGCGUCCCUGCGCAAGUUCUUCGAGGCGUUCGGAGAAAUCGACGAGGCCGUGGUGAUCACGGACCGGCAGACGGGCAAGUCGAGAGGAUAUGGAUUCGUAACCAUGGCUGACCGUGGCGCUGCAGACCGCGCGUGCAAAGAUCCCAACCCGAUCAUCGAUGGUCGCAAAGCCAACGUGAACCUCGCCUACCUGGGCGCCAAGCCACGCAUGCUUCCCCCAGGUUUUGCCCUGGGAAUUCAACACAUCCUGCCUCUUCCGAGGCCGUACGGUCUCCCCGCCCACUACCUCUACCCACAGCAGUUCCUGCCGCCGGGCGUCUUCAUCCAGACGCCCGGCGGCUCCCCCACGGGCGCUCCCCUGAACCCCUUCCUCGGGGUCGACUACUCGGGCGCCCUCUACGCCCAGUACGCCGCCCACGCCGCCGCCGCCGGCACCUUCGAGCAGUCGUACCCCUACGCCGCGUCGCCCGCGCCCGGCGGGUUCGCCCUGCCGCCUCCCCACGGCUACCACCCGCAGCAGCCGCCGCCGGGGAGCUUCGGCGCCCCCGGGGGGUGCCAGCAGCCGCCUCCGUGCCUUUCUGCGGCCGUCUGA